AUGCUGGACCCCGAGAAGGGCAGGGUGGAGAAGUCGGACACGUCGAGCCCAGAGACGCCAGCAGCUGCAAAGAAGGAGGAGAAGAACAAGGCGGCCGACGCGGCCGCGUUCGCCUUCUGCUUCGUCGGGCUGCAGGUCUCCUACCUCACCUGGGGCUUUGUGCAGGAGAAGGUCAUGACCAAGGAGUACACGACUGGCAAGUUUCCGUCAGCCACGUUCUGCGUCUUCUCGAACCGGGUGCUGGCCAUCGUGGUGGCGAUGGCGGCGAUGGGCAUCCAGCACCGCUCGCUCAAGAUCCCCGCUCCCUUCUACGCCUUUGCCCCCUGCUCCAUCUCAAACACCCUCUCCUCCUACGGGCAGUACGAGGCGCGCUCUCCCGCGAGGCCCGCACCCGGGUGGGCCGCCGCCAGCGUCGUCUUUGCGACGCUCUUCUACCGCGUCUACAGGUCCCAAUUAAUGAUUAAUGCAGAGAAGUAG
Molecule: messenger RNA, 477 nt
Organism: Emiliania huxleyi CCMP1516
Lineage: Eukaryota; Haptophyta; Isochrysidales; Noelaerhabdaceae
Exons: 2
Coding region: 1-477 (158 amino acids)
Biological process (GO): transmembrane transport
Cellular component (GO): Golgi membrane; endoplasmic reticulum membrane
Molecular function (GO): 3'-phosphoadenosine 5'-phosphosulfate transmembrane transporter activity
Source: RefSeq, a predicted model, not a curated record